This is a messenger RNA of Aptenodytes forsteri (emperor penguin), 5183 nucleotides long. It is a transcript of the gene TPRN, whose product is annotated as taperin. The coding region runs from base 1 to 1362 and encodes 453 amino acids. The transcript has 5 exons. The record is from RefSeq and is a predicted model, not a curated record. Gene Ontology annotation, molecular function: phosphatase binding. NCBI's taxonomy places the organism in Eukaryota, Metazoa, Chordata, Aves, Sphenisciformes, Spheniscidae.
AUGCACUACAAUGAAGAAGUGACCAGAGCACAGAGGAAGGAGGGGUUUGUACUGACGGGACCUUCUGUGCUGGGGAUCUUGGAGAGCAAGGACGGCUACACCUACUCCUGCAAGCUUAGAUCAAGACGAUCCAGUUUCAAUCCAAAGCCGGAGGAAGCCGAAGUGGCCGCGUCACCCCCACCCAGUGCCACUCUGGCCCCCAGUGCCACCGGCUCCACCCAGCCGCUCUCUGCCUGUGCACCCCGAGCUGGGGGCUCCUUCGAAAUCCAUCCGGCCCCCAAGCCCGACUUGGCUGCCAUCCCAGCCCACGACCUGCAGGCCCAGGCCCUGGCCAAGCUGCGCCUGAAUUCGCGCAAUUCCUUCCUCUUCGUGCCCCGCCGGGAGGGCGGCCCGGCUCUGCCCCCAGCCCAGAGCGCCAGGCCGGUGCCACCGCCACCGUCCUCGGAGAAGGCACCGAAGGAGCCCCCGAGGGCUUCCGCCCCGGAGCAGGAAGAGCCUGUCGCUUCCCCACCGGCGCCUCUGGAUCCGUUGGUACCUGUGACUUACAUUGAUGACAUUGUGGAGCCGGACAGCGGGGAGCUUUCUCCCAGGGCUGGCUCGGCUGCGAGAACAGGGAGCUUGGUGGAUCAGCCUGGAGGAGCUGGCCCUGACCUGGAGAUGGAGUUUUCCUCCAUGCCCCUGUACAGACCACACUCUGCCCCCCAGCAGAGGGGAGGCAGCACCUUCACUGUUGUGCCCAAAAGGAAGCCCGUUGCCUCGGGGCUGCAGACUCUCACUAAUGCCAGUGGAAGUCCGCAGCGGGAGGAAGAGGAGGAGGAUGAGGAGAGCAAAGGAAAAGGCAAAGCCGUGGAGAACGCUGACGGGCCCCAAGCGGGGAUGUCCCAUAAAAAGCGCUACCCCACGGUGAACGAGAUCGAAGUGAUCGGGGGGUACCUGUCCCUGGAGAGGUCCUGCAUGAGCAAGACAGGCUCCCGCCGCAAGAAGAUGAAGAUCUCUUUCAAUGAGACAAGUUUGCAGACUAUGUUUGAGUACCCAUCAGAGAGCUCACUGGCAGAAGAAGAAGAGGAGGAAGAAGAAGAAGAUUCUUCUGAAACAGAGGAGGACAAGUCUUGCACCUUUUACAUUCCACGCCCAAAUAGCACUUUGCAUCCCAGUACACCUAACUCAGCAGAUUUAUCCAGCUACACCCCAAAGCACUCUGUGAAGUUCAGCGAGUGGCAGGAGCAGAAAUAUGAGGAGAUGCCUGCCACAGAGGGACCCCUCCCAAAGGAAGCUGAUUCCCAGGGGAACCAUGUCAUGCUCACCCCAGCAGAGAAGGGCGGACUCUCCGAUUUCAGCAGCGAGCCUGCUCUGUAUUUUUGAUCGCUUCACCUUCUAGCCUGCAGCAGCGGCUGCUGGACAAAACGUGUCAGUGCACCUUCCAAAUGUCCAUGCAAGCACCACGGAAAUAAGCUUCUGGGUCCCUCCCUCACCACAGUUUUCGCUGGAUCCUGAUGCCAAGGGUGGACUAGAUGCUAUUGGGCAUCUUUGGAGAAUAUUUGCACUGGAUUCUGGGACCUAACUACUACUUUUAAGAUGUAUGAUUUAUUCUACCUGUGGCCUUGCAUAUUCCUUGUUCAAGAUCAGCUGCCGAUUAGGCAAGCGUCCUAAGAACAGAUCUGUAAUCCCGGGAUGGAUGUAGAUUCUCUCAGUGCUUAUCUGAGUCCGUCCAUCCAGGCACUGAAUGGGGUCUGGACGGCUUUUGUAAUACUUCUCCCAUCAGAGGCCCCAGUGAAGAACAGUUCUAGAGUUGGAGCACUGGGAGUAUCUGGGCAGUUAGCUGGAUUCACAGAAGUGGUUGUGAUUUGAAAGCUAGAUUGGGUGUCAGUUUGGAAAACCAUUGAAGGUUCAUGGUUUGUUCUUGGCAUGUUUCUGGGUCUAGUUUCACUGAACCAUCGUGGAAUUGAUGUGCCAGUUACGUUCUUGUGAAGGAAACUGAACGCACUGUGUGAGGGAUGGGAAGGGGAAUAAAUGCCUUUAGCUUUAGGUGUCAUUUUUGCACUGAUAUGUAAAGAAGUGUCCAGACUGGCUUGAGCCUCUUGAAGAUUCCCAAACAUCGGCCACAGCUUUGAUCUGUCCAUACCUGACUCUGGCGUCCAGCCUCGGCACAGCUCUGAUUGUGCUUCAGUUUGCCAGUUCCUCCUGUUGCUUUGUUCCAGCAUCUAACGGGGCCAGGCCCAAGAUUUAUCCGUCUUGGUUGAUGGGGAGGCUUCCUUCUAGCCAUGCUUGCUCUGCUCCUCUAACGCAAAGCACAGGACGGCCAUUUCACUCCUUUAUUCUGCAGAACUUGAACAAGGAAUAUGGGUUUUUUUUCUAGGAUUUUUAUAGUUCUAUUGUAAUUGUUUAAUGCAGCCAAUAUGCAAAAGAAUCUGCUAGACUCUUCCAUUUAAGUUUUCUACUACUGUAAACUCAGGGUCAAAAUUGCACUCUGGAAAAGACAGAACACUGCUGCUAAUGUGAUUUGUACUUCUGGGAUUAAAAGAGAUGCAGUUGGAAUAGAUACAGCCUCUUUGGGCUUCAUGAAAUGAGUGGUACCCCAGCGCGUGGCUCUAUCCAAAGGAACAGGCUGGUAUCUUUGAUUAAAUUUGAUACUUUUAUUGGUUUGUCUAUUAUAUAUAGAUGAUGAAUGUCUAGUCAAGCUGACACUGGUCUAUGAACUGAAAAUGCUCUCCAUACCUUGCACUUGUUCUGGUGUAUAUUGUAGCAGGAGGAGGAAGGUUGUUCUGCUGAAAAACAGCCAGGACUAAAUGUUAGGACAUACCUACUUCUGGCUGUUCUCUUCUUCUGCCCUGGGUGCCUAAAUAUUUCUGGAAAGAUAAUGCAAAAAAAAAAACCAACCCCAAAACUCAGCAGUUUGUUAGAUGUUGGCUGGAGGGGACACAAAGGAACGCUUUCCACCUCCUUGCACUUCUGAGGCUUGUCCUUUUCAAGCUAACUCCCCGCUAACUUUCAAGAUCUGCUCCCCGCGUGACCUCCCAGGAGCAGUACGUGGCUGGCAGUGCAUCUGCGUCUGACGUGACGCAAGUACUGUCGGAAGGAGCAGUGAAUCCCAUGUGCUGAGGCUUCUCCUGAAAUACUUCAGGACAAGAUGCUGAGACUGGGGUAGAGCGAGGAAGAAUGCAGGACUGCUAGUGACUGCUAGACUUAAAGGAUGAGUAAGUUACCAGAUAUGUGGAGUUAAACACUGAGCAGUGCCCACAGCCAGUAGCAGUGCACACAGCCAAAGAAGGUCAGGGACUGUGUUUGAAGAGAAGGUUAUGCACAGCUUUUCUAGUAGAAAAGGUCCCAGUGGGCAUCUUGCACUGUGGACAAGCUCAGGCCAGUUUAAGGCAGCUCUAUUGCUAGAUUUGCAACUUAAAAAAAAUGCAGGUGAUGAAGCAAAAGCUGCCUGCAAUUAAAGUUAGGGGCAAGGUGUCUGAACUAGUCCUGACUUUGUUCUACUGUGGAUCAACGAGGAAUGCUAAAGCCAACAAUAUCCUGCAGCUUGUUCCACUGACUUCAGCCAACUGAAAUGCUGCUCUGGUACUCGGCCUGCUGUUCUCAGUGAAUUAGCCCUGUGCCUACAACUCCUCUGGUGAGGACGGGCUCAGUGGAGGGGUGAGAGCGCAGAGCGUGCUUCUCAACAGGAGCACGUGGUGCCCUGGUGUGCUGCUGACUUCUCUACUCCCUCCAGUUUGCCUGCUCUACCUUGCAGCUGUAAUUUGCACCUCGCUGAGCGCUGCCUUCGCACUUCCCGGCUUUGUACUCUAAUCCCUGUCUGUACCAGAUGAACUCUCAGCUUGUUCUUGGCAAAGCAAGGUGAAUGCUAUUUUGAGGGCAAAAGCAUUAGCUGAUGGGUCACCUCUGUGGAUAUGCUUCAGUAUCACUGUGCUCAAAACAAAGGUUUGGGGGUUUUUUUGUAGAUGCCUACCCUGAUCUCUAGCAUUUGAGGAUUAACUUUAGUAGAUCUCUAACUAAUACCCAAGUGCAUCUGAAAGGAAAAUGUACUUCUGCAAAACAAAGACUUUUAUUAAAUGUGGCAUCCUUGUACCAGAACAGCAGCUGCCCCAGACCAACAGGACUUCCCAGGUUGAAAAGCAAGUUUAGGAAUGCUUUUGUCCACGUGCUUGUUUUUCUUUUUCUUUUGAAGUGCUUUGCGGCUCACUGGCUUUACCAGCAUUCCCAAUUUCUCCCUUCAGGACAUCUAGCAAUGUCUGAGAACUCUCCAGAAUCUGGGAAAGAAAGAAAUAAAAAUAGCUUAUUUUUACAUAAACUAACUGUUUCUCUUACGAGUUCCCUUUGAAUUCAGCUGAUCUACCUUGCAGCAAGAGGGAUUCUCCAGCCCUCACAACAUCUAAUUCUCGGUGACGUAUCAUCCUAUCUCACUGCGGGAAUAGCUGCGGAGGAAUUUCUCUGGUUCGUGCCCGUAUUCUGAAUACGAAACACCUUAAGCAAUUUAUCUAUCUUGGAGCACGAGGCAGAGAACUUCCUGAAGCAGCUGCGGGGUGAACUUUAGUUUGUUAUUAAGGGAGAUGCUGAUACCUGGGCUUUUUAGAUCAGUAUCAAAUUGUGCUCAGCUGACCCAGUUUCAGCUGUCUUCCACUGUUAAAGCUGCACACUUUAGGUUUCUUGCUUAAAGACUAACUCAACUCUACAAUGACCUUAAGUCAGACUUUCCUUUUAUUAAUUUUCUUCUAUUUUUAGCUUAUAUUGUAUAUAAUCUAACACUCCCACUUACUAUGCACUAGGAAGCAAGGCUACAACAGGUUUAGGAGAUCUUGCUGCCUGUCCAUCUCACCAUUUUAAAGUUUUAACACGGUGGACAACUGUAACAAAAUGUGAUAGUAGGGUUGUAGUCCCAAAGAUCAUUUACGUUCCUAUGAACUUGUGGAAAUCACUAAGUGGUCAGAGAAGAGAUGAAGGACGAGACACCAGUAGACCGUGUUGGUGGGAUCUUGCCAUCUUGUCCGAGGAAGGAGGUGGAGUCCUGCGACUGUCACGGGCUGGGGGAAGGCAAGGAGUGCGAUUACAGAGAAGAGGUGUACAUCCACAGGAACGGAACUUUGUUACCGGUUUCUGUUCACAGGACGUCCGCGUUUCCUCUCCUAACCACCUCUGCUUUUUACCUGCUGUGACUGUCUUUUAAUUUCAAUAAACAUGAAUUC